AUGGACGUAAACGGACUUACAUCGAAUAAGUAUCAAGCGCAAAAUGAGUCUGCUUCUUACGUUAGCUGUACCCUAGCAAGCACUAGCAGUGAGACUGACGACCUCAGUGUUAUGAUGUGUCAAACUGAGUUUUCAAGCGAAAAGUGCGCAACAUUGCAGGAUUUUGAAAAGCUGCUAAUACUGAAACUACUGGCUAGCGAAGGUAGCGAUAUCAUAAUCGCAGAAAAAGUUGACAUAAGUCAACUGAAGUGUUUUGCAGGGGCACCACUCCUCGAAUCGUGGUACGAGCUUGUAGUUUUACUUUCUGGUGAGCAUUUUGAAAGCGUCGAAGUCGACAGAAAAUGGGCGCAGGGAAAACGGUGGAGAUUCUACUUUGUAGCGCCUGCAAGCUGGAAUCUCGUCUUUGAGACACAGUUUGAGAGCUUUACCCAGCGUCACUGCGAAUUGGCGCUCACUCCAGCCCCGGCAGAUCAAGAGCUGGACCUAUUCCAUUUAAGUUUGAAGCUCUUCGAAGCGCAGUGUCACGCUAACACGCAAAUUCAUGCACUUGAAAGUAAGUGUAGGUUACUUGAAACGGAGAUACAGCAAAACCUGACCGAAAAGAAGGAGUGGGAAGACCAACUUCGAGCUAGAGACGAAAAAACGCGAAGUGUUAUUAUAGCACUCUUGAACGAGAAAAAGAGCAUGAUUCACAAUCUCCAGGAACGCUUGGAACUGAAUAAAGGACCACUGGACCUACCAGACCAUGCUCUUAUGAACCAAUUUAUUAAUCAGCCAGUGUCCAGAAUGACCUCACCGCGCAAGAGGUCGCAAGCUCUUGGUUCGGCCGCUUCUUCCCCCAAGAAGAAAGUGAAAAGACAACCUGUCAAGCGGGAGGUAUCCUGGGACGACUUUUCAGACAAGGGAUUUGAAAUCAGAGGCAUAAACCGUGAAAGAACUCCAAACAGCACUUCCAGCACCGAGAGCUCAGAUGUCAAGUCCAAAGCUCGUGACAGCGCCGAGAAGAGUGACUCCAAGACUCAAAACUUAGUAGAACUCUCCACGAAUAAAGAAUCAGGUGUGUUCUAUGCCAAAAACUCCGUCUCUGGUCGCAUACGAAAAGAGACCGACAAGUUGCUACACACACUUAUAUUCCCCGCGCACGCAGAAGAAACCCUUGAGAUGACGGAAGGUAAACUUCCAAAUCUAAACAAUUCUCCAGCUCACGUUGAGUCAGCUGGUUACGAGGCUCAUUCUCCCGUAGAAAGUCCCAAUAAAAGCAGAACUGACUUCUACUCCGGUUCUGAGAGUGAAGAAGAAACUGACGUCGAAACCGAAGUGGAAUAA
Lachancea meyersii CBS 8951 is the source of this 1326-nucleotide messenger RNA. NCBI's taxonomy places the organism in Eukaryota, Fungi, Ascomycota, Saccharomycetes, Saccharomycetales, Saccharomycetaceae. The record is from the annotation of a GenBank genome assembly.